Messenger RNA from Closterium sp. NIES-65, 1014 nucleotides. The record is from the annotation of a GenBank genome assembly. NCBI's taxonomy places the organism in Eukaryota, Viridiplantae, Streptophyta, Zygnematophyceae, Desmidiales, Closteriaceae.
AUGGAUAGAAGUAGAGAGGCUGGAGAGCAGGGGGGAGUUGCUGGUGGAGGAGUGGGGACUCACCAACCAGCCAACCCUACGCUACCCUCAAAUUCUACACCACCUCCUACAACCGUGGAUCCUGUGAAGGCUUUCUCUAUUGAGAAAUUCAUGGGGGAGGACUACGAGCACUGGAGUUUCCGCAUGAGGCUGAUGUAUACCCAAUACAAGCUAUUGGAUUUGGUGGAGGGGAAGGAGAAGAUGCCGGAGGCCACGGAGCUGAAAGGAGCGUGGAUAAAGCGAUCGUUCGACGCGUACAUGCUCAUGGUGCAAGCGGUUGGCGGACGACAACUUGACCACAUCAAGGACCUCUUGGGUGAUCCAGAGUGUGGCCCCAAGGCUUGGAGGAAGCUUCUGGAUGUGCACUCACCGACACAUGCUACCGGCAUUGUGCUACUCGCGCGGCGGCUGCGCGACAUCAAGUUCGUUGAUGGAGAGCUCGUGCAAGGCGGCGGUGUGGUGUACCCGGAGCUCGUGCAAUGCGUUGAGAUCGUGAUACGGCUCCCGGAGUCAUGGUCUGCCCUUGCGAUCAACCUCAUCUCUCAACAGCCCCAGUGGAGCGUAGAUUACAUUCGCGUAUGCAUCCUAGAGGAGGACCUGCGGCGGCGGAGUGUGGAGCGCUCGGAGGAGGGGGCUGGCUAUGGAGUUGGAGGUGGAAAUAGUGGCUUCAAGAAGAAGUGGAAGGGCAAGAACAAGGACUACCCUAAGGAGGAUGGCGACGGGGGUCAAGGGGAGGUGUGCUUCUACUGCAAGAAGCGCGGACACCGUUGGCGGAAGUGCUACCAACGACCCAAGGAUUGGACCCCGCCUUCAUCAAGCAACCAGCGUGGCGGCACGAGGAGUGGGGGAGUCAUGGGAGCUAGUGGAGAGGAGAAGGAGGAGGAGAAAGGCGGCAAAUCUGAGGAGCGGAAGGCCGGGUUCUUCUUCUUCGUGAACGAAGGCGCAACCGACCUCGCUAUGGCUGCCAAGGUGUGA